AUGCAGGAUAAUUACUGUUUCAGCUUAGGUAGUUCAUCAGCUAUUAGUGAAAUAAAAUCAGAAGUCUAAGACAAUUAUUCCGAAAUAAGCAGAAGUUCAAGAAAUUUCGAAAGUAUUUCUUCCAUUUCUGGAAAAAAAACAAAUUCAAUUAAUAAUCUUUCCUUAUCAGAUUUAGAUAAUCAGCAUAGAGAUAAAAUCUGUUUCCUAAGUCCUUUAUAAGAAUACAUCUAAAUAAACCCAAAAGAAUCUUAUGAUUUGUAUUAUGCCUCAAGUACUAAUAUUUAGGGGAAAUUCGGAAUUAUUAUUAAAAACCAAAAUAAAGACCUAGUAACCAUUAGUUAAGCAUAUCCAGAUAAAACAAUUAAUGAAUUAGAAUUUUUGGCUACUAUUCAAGGAAUGAGAUAUUGCAUCGAUUUAGGAAUAAAAAUAUUGAAUGUGAAGGGAAAUAGUCAAUUAGUUACAAAGCAUAGAAGCUUUAAUUUAUAAGGUCAAUUGGCAAUCCUUAAGGAGGUAAUACUUAAAUAUACUUAAUUUUUCUAUUAAAUAAAUUUUGUAUAAAUUCCAAAAGAAGUAAAUAAUUAAGCCAAAUAAUUAUCAAGAGAGGAAAAGAAUUUUGUAAAAGUUCUAUAAGAUUAAAGCAAAAUUUAAGAUCUAUCAGUCUCUAUUGAUCAAAAUAAAUUUCAACUUUCAUCAUAACGAUCUUAUUCUUAAUAAAAUAUCAAUAAUUUAUCUGCUAUUCUACCAUAAAAGCCACAUUUAGAUUAAAUUUUACUUGAAUAUCCAGAUAUCUUCAGUGAAUAUAAUAAAUAAUAGAUCAAACCAAUAAAUUUACAAUAAAAUAGAGAUUAUGCUUUAAUUUUUGGGAAAGUUAAUGAUAACACAAAUAAAGGAGCAAAUUUUAUGAUAAAAUAAGAUUUAAAUGAGAUAAUUGUUGGAACAUUCUAUUUUCCUUAACAAACCAAUGCAUUGCAAGAGAUAUCACUAUUAUAUGGAAUGAGGUUCUUACUAGAAUGUUAGAUUACUUAUUUAAAUUGUUUCACAAAUGAUGAAACAUUUUGUAAAUUAUUUGACAACGAAAACAAUAAGUUAAUGUAAAGUUAGAUAAAGGAGUAGAAGUGCUUAUAUAGCAUGAAAUAAUUAUUCCAAAGAACAUCGUGUAGAACAAUAGAAUCAGGUUAGUUGAAAGCACUUAAGGAACCCUAUUAAAAUAAGCAAUCCAGAUUUUAAAUUCUAGAUGAAUCCAUCUAAAUUUAAAAUGGGUAAAUUCCAAAAUAAUAAUCGAUAACGUUUUCAAAAUUUUCAUAAAUAUACGGUUUUAAUAAUUAAUUUAGAAUAUGA
Molecule: messenger RNA, 1338 nt
Organism: Paramecium tetraurelia
Lineage: Eukaryota; Ciliophora; Oligohymenophorea; Peniculida; Parameciidae
Exons: 3
Molecular function (GO): nucleic acid binding; RNA-DNA hybrid ribonuclease activity
Source: RefSeq, a predicted model, not a curated record